GGAUUACGAGCGCACAACUCCAAACCGCAUCCAUCUGUCCCCGGGUACAAAUGGACUCGACAAGAUACAGUCUUGAUUCCGAACCGGAGCUGGUCUCGGAAUAUAGCUAUGGUGAGCGACAUCGCUUCUCCGUCUCCGCCCAUCAUGUUGUGCGACAGACUCACUUAUGUACAAUUUUCACCCCGUAAACCUUCGUCUGCCGGCGGACAUGCUCAUUCAGCUCACAGCACGUCUGAGCACCGCACACUCACGCAGGAGCUCCUCGGACGUGUCGCGUACGACCAGGACUCUGUCUUCGAGCGACUCCGCAUAUUCGAUGAGGACGCCACGGUCAUUGACCGCUGCCACGGACGUUACCAAGUGGAGCAGGCGCAGAAUCUCGAGGACCUUGUCGGGAUCUCUCGCGACCCCGACGUCGUCUCUCGCGGUGUAAGUCGUGGGGACGGAAAUGAACAGACGUGGCAGGAUCGGAAGCAUCAGGAGACCGAAGUCGAAGCACAGAUGUAUGGCCCUCUGCAAAACAUCUUCGACUUCCUGACUGAUUUUGACGGGCCGCAGCACGCGCAGCGUCGGUUUAUCAUGGCUUCCAAUAGUACACACCAUUGGGAGGCCCCGGAGUCAGCGGAAGAAGCAUACACCCCCGGUUUUGCGAGAUCACGUCCCGACUUCGAUCUUGUCCGCGGCGAAACUGAAGCGCACUAUUGGGACAGUUACCUGGGGUUUGCCGAGAUCAUGGUCGACCCGACUGAAAACGAACCGCCCAGGGAUUUACAGAAAACGGUCGCUAACGCUGUGUUGCAGUGUGCGGACCACGCGCGCAUCCAUCUCUCCUGCCGGCAGUUUUGGAUUUUCACAGUCGUACUCUUGAUUACGGGCACGGACUUCCGAGUCAUGAUCGUGGAUCACGGCGGUGUCCUCCUCUCUCCUCUACAUAGCAUCAUUGAUGAUUCCGACCUCGGAUCGGCGGGCCCACGAGAUGCGAAGACGUUCGUACGGGUCGUUCGCGCGCUCACGCGUCUGUUGAGCGAUGACGCUCUCGGGAAGGAUCCUUCCGCUUCUUCGAUCACUCGUCGAGAGUUGGAGGGCUAUGCGGCACGAUCUGGCGAGAACCUCUCGCGCGAGCUCAGAACAAGGAUCCUUCCUGACGGCGAUGGAACCCGCUUCCCCUCAUACCUCGUUUCGUUCCCAGAGUCCGGCGGGAGAACCUGGUGUACCAUAGGUCCGCCUAUCUGGGUCUCUUCAUCACUCCUUGGUCGAGCUACGACCGUGUGGCGCGUGAUCGAGGUUGUCUAUUCGGAGAACGUCCAGCGUGUAUUCGCCGGCCGUCUUCAUGUUUUGAAGUCAUCGUGGCGUGACCCCCGUCGAUCGCGCGAGGCUGACAUAUAUACAUUAAUCAGUACCUUUGAAGACUGUCCGGCGGGAAUACCGCAGCUCGUAUGUGGCGGUGAUGUUACCUAUGAUGUCCCUCCGACAAUGAAGAAGCUUACGACGGCGGCCAUACGUGGGGCUGUGGAAGGACCGGAGUCGAGAGUGCUUCAUCGGAUCAUCCUCAAUAUCGUUGGCGAACCUCUGUGGAGGUAUACCGAUGAGCUCCAGUUGCUGUGUGCCUUCCGUGACAUUGUGCAAGUUCACCAGUACCUGUACGAGAAAGGAAUCCUCCAUCGUGACAUCAGUCCUGGUAAUAUGUUCCUCUGGACAGGCCCCUUGGCAGCAGCUGCAGGUUUCCUGUCCGACCUCGAUAUGGCACGUGUGGAUGAGUCUGUGCUUGGACACCCGGUACACCAGGAAGUUGCAGAACCUGUGCUGAAAGCCAUUGGGCCAACUGGUGAACGCAUCAUGACACAGCCUGCUGUCCGCACGCACAUCAGGUUCACAGAGACGAAACCUCGCGGUAUGCCUAUCACGGGUACACUUCAGUUCAUGGCUCUCCAGCUACUGGAAGCAAUGGACAACAACCAGCCAAUUGAACAUACAGUGGUUCAUGAUCUCGAGUCCAUUGGAAGUGUUCUUGGGUACUCCAUCUUACGACGUCUCCUGACUAUUCCGCGGCACCCUGGACCACUCUCAAAGGUAUUCAAGGACAUAUUUGGUGCCAUGGAAGUGAAGCGCAUUGUUCUGCAGCGAACGCGCAGGCAGCCACUGUCCUGGUAUGUUGAAGUCAAAGAUGCUGUUACAAAGCACUUUAUUACAGACCAUCUCUCCCCCCCUGUUGCUGAGGUGAUGAACUGCCUUGAGAGGGCCAUCAAGGCUGCUCAUGAGGCAGACCGGAACAACGAGAAGCUUGAUAUGUAUCCUCGUUUGAGCAGGGACUCUAGCACCAAUGCAGUUUGCACCCAUGCAUACUUCCUGGGUGUUCUCAAUGAAGCCAUUGAGGAGCUGGAGCAAACUCCUUCACUAAUGAAGAGGGUUGGGACUGCAUCUCAGUAGCCAAAGCAUAGCUUAGGUACAGCAAGUCAUAUAGCUGUCUAGAAUUGAAUUGUUGUUGGUUGUCAGCUGUCACAACUCACAAUGUAAUAUCAAGCAUGACUCACUUAGAUCAUAGUACGUGAUUGACAUGGGCUUCCAG
Rhodofomes roseus is the source of this 2566-nucleotide messenger RNA. RefSeq lists its product as uncharacterized. The transcript is spliced from 6 exons. The record is from RefSeq and is a predicted model, not a curated record. Bases 109 to 2427 code for a protein of 772 amino acids. Gene Ontology annotation, molecular function: protein kinase activity; ATP binding. NCBI's taxonomy places the organism in Eukaryota, Fungi, Basidiomycota, Agaricomycetes, Polyporales, Fomitopsidaceae. Gene Ontology annotation, biological process: protein phosphorylation.